Alternaria atra is the source of this 1296-nucleotide messenger RNA. RefSeq lists its product as uncharacterized. Lineage: Eukaryota; Fungi; Ascomycota; Dothideomycetes; Pleosporales; Pleosporaceae. Gene Ontology annotation, biological process: phosphorelay signal transduction system; protein autophosphorylation. Gene Ontology annotation, molecular function: phosphorelay sensor kinase activity; histidine phosphotransfer kinase activity. The coding region runs from base 1 to 1296 and encodes 431 amino acids. The record is from RefSeq and is a predicted model, not a curated record. The transcript has a single exon.
AUGCUUGGUGGCGACGUACAGAUUGAGUCGAGCAAACAGUAUGGAUCUACAUUCACUGUCACACUUCCAUCAAUUCGGUUACUACACGACCCGCUGGAAGGGGCAGCGAAGGUUUUCAAUACGCAGUCUGGUACUACUGAGCUGCCCCAGCUAGGGAUUAGUCUUUUCAUACCAAGACGUUGGGAAACCGGAGAUGCAGUACGAGACCAACGGCGACUUGGGUUACUCCUAGAUUCGCUCACACAAAGUCUAAGACGUUGGUUCCACAUCACGGUCAUUCCGUGGGAAAGUGCAAGCACAAACUCGCGUCCGCGCCUGCUUAUCGCUCUAAAAGAGGACGAGGACGCUGCGAGAUUGAGCUGCGGUGGCACAUUCGACCAUGCUGAGCGUAUCUUGCUCUACCCUGAUGUGCAAACCGCUGUUAGCCCGUACACAACGCCUUCAGAAAAGGUCGCAACCAUCGCCGGCCCUAUAACCAUUUCGAAACUUCAAGAUGCGCUGGCGCACUUGUUUCCUAACGAAGUCUCACCCUUCGAGCUUCGACUCCAUUUCGGUGAGACAUCAGAUACCACGGAACACCAGGAGCGAUCAGUCGAAGGAAGUCAUAAUCAAUCGAGUGGCGACGCUGCCGAAACAGGCGACGACCUACCAACAUCAUCACUGUCACGUUUAGAACUUGCGGACAGCCCGCAAGUAAGCAGUGAGGAAAGCGUGGCGCAUUCGCCGGCGAUACCAGCAGUCGGCCUGCCUGGAGCUUUGGAGACGGACACAUCAGAAGGGCGCAAUGAAGCUCGAACAUACGACUACGACAUUCAGGCGCAUGCAGAGCAAGCGAAAGAACCGACUUCAUCUAAGUCAUCAAAAGCACCUCUAGCGGAGCCGAAGCUGCUGCUUGUCGACGACAACGCCGUAAACCUCAAGGUGCUCACCAUGUAUGCACGUAAAUGUAGCAAGGCGCCUGCGACCUCUGUCGGUGGGGGUCGAGAAGCCAUCGACGCGUUCAAAAGCGCUAUCGAACCAGAUGACGGUAAGGCUGCGCAACCGUUCGAUCUAAUUUUCCUCGACCUCUCAAUGCCAGAUGUCUCGGGCUUUGAUGUCGCGAGAGAGAUACGUGAGACGGAAGCACGAUUAGAGCGUAAUAGGACGUACAUAUGUGCACUUACUGGGCUAGUGAGUGGAAAGGAUCGUAAUGCGGCGUAUGAGUCCGGUGUCGAUAAUUACCUCGUUCGACCUACAAGACUCAAGGAUCUGCAGGGCAUUAUUGAAGUUUGGAGGAAUAGUUCAGGUCAGCAAUAA